This is a messenger RNA of Macroventuria anomochaeta, 1841 nucleotides long. RefSeq lists its product as uncharacterized. NCBI's taxonomy places the organism in Eukaryota, Fungi, Ascomycota, Dothideomycetes, Pleosporales, Didymellaceae. The record is from RefSeq and is a predicted model, not a curated record. Bases 316 to 1437 code for a protein of 373 amino acids. The transcript has 5 exons.
AGGCUUGACGCCCAAGGGAAAGGCAUCGAAAGCCACGGUGCAAUGCCCAUUCGCAUGUUCGUAGCAGUGACAUCAAUUCUGUGGAGCGCUGAGGACCUGCCAUGAUUUGUUUGUGUGAACGAGAUAUGACGUGCCUGGGCGGGAAGCUGGAACACUGUCGUGUGCUUGCACUGCACGAAGGGACAAAGCGUCUCUGCCCUUCCCUAGAAAAUCAAACACGUCCCUACUCUUUGACUUCAGACUCAACAUUCACGCAAUUGCAAUCAACCAAUUUUAACCUGCCUUUCCCUAACCCACCGACAAACAACCUCAAUCAUGUCUGAAGCACCGCGUGUCGAGCUCAGCAACACAGAUCUCUCGGAUCUCGCUGACCUGUCUGCCCCUGCCAACCAGCACUCGCAACCUCUGCCUGUAAACGGAAGCGCAAAUCAGGCUUCGACACAGCAGACUGCAGGUGACGCAAAGAACAGCAUCCUGGAGUCAGCACAGAACACCAUGGCUUCCAUCCAGAACCACCCCUCGGUGCAGAACGCGAAGGAGACAGUCCUUAACGGACCCGUUGCUCAGCAGGCCAAAGCAGAGGGCGCAAAGACUCGCGAUGAGUUCGCAGACCUCGCCAACUCCCGUCAGCUUCCUGACCAGAAGACCGCCACUGGUCAGAACCUCACCCACUACCACAGCAUGUUCUACCGCCUCUUAAGCUGGAAGAACCCCCGCGCGACCGGUAUCUCCUUCGCUGCCGCUAUCGUCUUCAUCUUCGCUGCCCGUUACCUGAACAUCAUCCGCUACAUCUUCAAGCUUACCUGGAUUGUGCUUGGUACCACCGCCGCGGCAGAGGUUGCUGGACAGCUUGCUCUUGGAAAGGGUCUUACCUCCCAAUUUAGGCCGCGCCAGUACUUCACCAUCCCCAAGGCAUCGCUCGAGCGUCUGCUCGACGAUGUUGAGCAGCUUAUUAACUUCUUCGUCAUCGAGUCCCAGCGCAUCGUCUUUGCUGAGAACGUCUAUGUUACCAUUGCUGCGUUCUUCGCUUCCCUGAUCUCCUACUUCCUUAUCAAGUUCGUUCCCAUCUGGGGCCUUGCUCUCAUUGCAACCAUCAUCACCUACCUCGGCCCGCUCGUCUACAUCCAGAACAAGGAGACCAUCGAUGCCCAGCUUGAGAAGGGCAAGAACCUUGCCAGCCAGCAGGCUACCCAGAUCAAAGAUCUUGCUAGCAAGCAGGCUGCCAAUGCUUCCCAGACUGUCCAGGGUCUUACCCAGCAGUACACCACCAAGGCUCAGGAGACCAUCAACCAGUAUCGUGGACGUUCUCCCUCCACCGAGAUCAAAAAGAAGGACUUCCCCGCUGCCCCCAACACUGACAUCAAGAGCGAGCCCAGCAGCGAGAUCCCCACAAGGCACGAGCAGGAGCCUCCUCUGGUUCCCCAGACCGCUUUGUAAGUGUCUCUGCAUUGAGCAGUGCACAUAGCAGCUUUCUACCCAGUCAUGGGGGUGAAAGUUUGCAACAUCUGGUCGUUCCUCCCUCGGCUUAAGGCCACCAAUACUCAACACAUUCGCACAUACAUCUUAACGACGACUUCGGAUGACGAUUCCCACGCUCGGUUUCUCACGACAAUGACGAACGGUUCAGAUUGGACAUAUCGGCGCUUGUACAUCAUCUUCUCCUAAAAGCUGAUUCGUCAUCCACUUUAGCGUUGAUAUACUUUUUCCCUUUUCCCUUACUUUUUCACCCGUACGCUCGGGUUCAUCUGGUGUGAAUGAGGGACGUACAAAGUCAUAGGCAUUCAGGAGUUGGUCUCUGUCAGAUACUGUUUCCGGCAUAGUAAUCAUAACUCAUCUUUUAA